CCUCAUCUCUCUCCCAUUUACUCACUCCAUCUUCUCCCCCUCUCUCUCCCCAUUCUGAGAGAGAAAAUUCGCAGAUAAUUCAGUUAGUUCUUGGGCGACAGAUUGUCCGUUCCAGAGUGAGGGGAGGAGAGAACACUCAGAACAGAGUAGAUUAGAUUAGAGUAGAUCUAGUCAGAAAAUGGCGGAGGUGGCGGCGAACGGCGGCGGGAUGAUACCGGAGACGUUCCGGGGGCCGGCGGCGGACAUGGCGGCGCAAAUGGGGGUAAUGUGGGAGCUGAUAAAAGCGCCGCUGAUUGUGCCGGUUUUGCGGCUAUCCGUGUACGUUUGCUUGGCCAUGUCGCUGAUGUUGUUCUUCGAGCGGCUUUACAUGGGGAUCGUCAUAAUCCUCGUCAAGAUUUUCUGGAAAAAGCCGGAGAAAAGGUACAAUUGGGAGCCCAUGCGCGACGAUUUGGAGCUCGGCAAUGCCGCUUUCCCCAUGGUCCUUAUCCAGAUCCCUAUGUACAACGAAAAAGAGGUGUACAAGAUCUCCAUUGGAGCGGCAUGCAACCUUUCAUGGCCGUCCGAUCGAAUCGUCAUUCAAGUUCUUGACGAUUCAACCGAUCCCUUCAUCAAGGAUAUGAUUGAGAAGGAGUGCAUAAGGUGGGCAAGCAAAGGCAUCAACAUUAAGUACCAAAUUAGGGAAACCCGCGGGGGUUAUAAGGCGGGAGCCCUUAAGGACGGCUUAAAGCACGAUUAUGUCAAAGAAUGCGAAUACGUGGCGAUUUUCGAUGCUGAUUUUAGACCCGAACCCGAUUUUCUCCGACGGGCUAUCCCGUUCUUGGUCCAUAAUCCGCAAAUCGCCCUCGUUCAAGCCCGUUGGCGUUUUGUGAAUGCGGAUGAGUGUUUAUUAACGAGAAUGCAAGAGAUGUCAUUGGAUUACCAUUUCACCGUGGAGCAAGAAGUGGGAUCGUCUACUCAUGCUUUCUUUGGCUUCAAUGGGACGGGUGGUGUAUGGAGGAUUGGUGCCAUAAACGAGGCAGGUGGGUGGAAAGAUAGAACCACGGUGGAGGAUAUGGAUUUGGCUGUCCGGGCUAGUCUUAAGGGCUGGAAAUUUGUGUAUCUUGGUGACCUCCAGGUGAAAAGUGAGCUUCCUAGUACAUUCAAGGCCUUCCGUUUCCAGCAGCACCGUUGGUCUUGUGGCCCUGCCAACUUGUUCAGAAAAAUGGUCAUGGAAAUCAUCAGGAACAAGAGAGUGAAUGUAUGGAAGAAGUUCUACACAAUCUACAGUUUCUUCUUUGUCAGGAAGAUCAUAGCUCACAUGGUCACAUUUUUCUUCUACUGUGUGGUUCUUCCUCUAACCAUUAUUGUCCCCGAAGUUGAAAUCCCAAAGUGGGGAGCCAUCUACAUUCCUUGCAUCAUCACAACCCUCAACUCGGUUGGCACCCCGAGGUCAAUCCAUUUGCUGUUCUACUGGAUCCUGUUUGAGAAUGUGAUGUCCUUCCACCGAACCAAGGCGACUUUCAUUGGAUUGCUCGAGGCAAAGAGGGCAAACGAGUGGGUUGUGACCGAGAAACUUGGCGACGCCCUCAAGAACAACAAAGCAAACGCGAAGCCUGCAGCCAAGAGGACAACAAAGUCUCUGCUCGGAGACAGGAUUUUGCCACAAGAAUUAGCAUUCGCGGGGUUUCUCUUCUUCUGUGGAUGCUACGACUUCAUGUAUGGCAAGAACCAGUACUUCAUCUACCUCUUCCUUCAAGUCAUUACCUUCACCAUUGCUGGAUUUGGCUACAUUGGCACCAUUGUCCCGUCUUGAGUAGCGAUCUUCCAUCUCGCCUCGCUUUUCGUGGAAUGGCAGAGUGAUUUUCGGGAUUCGUUUCUUCGUGUAUAUGCGAAAAUUUGCUCUUUACAUUCUUCUCAGAUAUGAACAAGAAAUCCAAAGGUUUGGAGCAACACAUACAAAAGAAGUGUAAGAUAAAAUUGCUCUUCUCAUGUGAGUUUAUAGUUGGGUGAAUUGAAGAAGAUGAGAUUUAUUUGUAGUGGAAACUUUGGAUAGAUGGAAUUAUGGUUUUGUUAGAGAUGAGAGUGUUUUUAGUUGUGUGAUAUUUAUAUAUAUAUAUGAAGUUUAAUGUAAUGUUUCUUUAGUGUUAUAACUUAUAAGCUGAUGGCAAAAGGGCCAAGCUUGUAAUCAAGGUUUCUUGUCAAUUGUCAUUCUAGCUUAGGAGUGCUUUUUUACUUCUCUUUGAGGAUAAUAUAUAGUAUUAAAUUCAAAGAAAAAUUUGACA
Ipomoea triloba (trilobed morning glory) is the source of this 2261-nucleotide messenger RNA. Its product is annotated as glucomannan 4-beta-mannosyltransferase 2-like. The transcript is spliced from 9 exons. NCBI's taxonomy places the organism in Eukaryota, Viridiplantae, Streptophyta, Magnoliopsida, Solanales, Convolvulaceae. The record is from RefSeq and is a predicted model, not a curated record. The coding region runs from base 179 to 1792 and encodes 537 amino acids. Gene Ontology annotation, molecular function: mannan synthase activity. Gene Ontology annotation, cellular component: Golgi apparatus.